UACACAAAUCAAGGCUAACCAAAUUCCUCGGCCACAGGCCCCUGCAUUUGAAUGGCCUUUUGCAUGUCUGCUUGUCCACAGCUGAGCUUUAAACUAACUCCUCUUUUCCUUCCAAUGAAUGAUCUAUAACACCAUUAUGAAUACAAUUAUUCCUUGACUCCUCACCUCAAAGUACAAGUUAGUAAGUGACGGUAUUACUCCAAGGCCUUGUUUCAAAGGGCUUCCCUAGAGACAGGUGAAGGCCGGGUGUGCAGGUGGGCGGGGCCUGGGCACAGGUGUUGUGGUCCGGCCAGGUGGAGACGGCCCAGGGCCAGGACGCCAUCCUACUCUUGAAUCUACAGGACGGGAACUAACGAGCAACAAAAACCAGCAGCAACCCUCAUCAGAGAGACCCAGUAGGCAUUGGACUGUUUGUGGAUAUACUGAAUCAACUAUAAGAAAAAUAAGAAUAUAAGUUCACAGAUCCGUCGGGACACCCAACACCCAACAGUCUCCCACCAUGGAUAAGUUCAGAAUGAUGUUCCAGUUCCUGCAGUCCAACCAGGAGUCCUUCAUGAAUGGCAUCUGCGGCAUCAUGGCCCUGGCCAGCGCGCAGAUGUACUCUGCCUUCGAGUUCAGCUGCCCCUGCAUGCCCGAGUACAACUACAGCUACGGCAUCGGCCUCCUCUGCAUCCCGCCCAUCUGGUUCUUCAUGCUGGGCUUCGUGGUCAACAACAACGUGUCCAUACUCUCCGAGGAGUGGAAGCGGCCCACCGGCGAGCGCAGCAAGGACCCCGCAGUGCUCCGCUACAUGCUGUCCUCCAUCACGCAGCGAUCGCUGAUCGCGCCGGCUGUCUGGGUGUCAGUCACCCUCAUGGACGGGAAGAGCUUCCUGUGCGCAUUCAGCAUCGACCUGAACCUUGAGCAGUUCGGGAACACCACAGAGAUCCAGGGUUUGUCCGAGUUGGAGAUGCUGAAACUGCUGGCCAAGAUCCCGUGCAAAGACUUGUUCGGCAAGGGGGAGCUCAGAGUGGCGGCGUCCCAGUACAUCAAGUGUGUCUCGCAGGCAUGCGGUUGGCUGUUCCUGCUCAUCAUGACCUUCGUGGCCUUCAUGAUCCGUGCCAUCCGGCCGUGCUUCACCCAGGCCGCCUUCCUGAAGACAAAGUACUGGUCCCACUACAUCGACAUUGAGCGCAAGAUGUUCGACGAGAUGUGCAAAGAGCACGCCAAGAGCUUCGCCAAGGUGUGCAUCCACCAGUAUUUCGAGAGCGUCAGCGGCGAGAUGCAGCACUUCCACCACGGCCGCGAAAACCUGGAGGGCGACGACGAGGAGGCAAACAAGAGGAUGAGUGACAACGAGAAGCUGAUGGGCAUCCGGGCGCAGGAUGACAUGAACAAGGUGCUCUGGAACUGGCACAGCUGCAAGCCCAAGCUGGCGCUGAGGAAGGACGCCCCCGAUGGAGAGGAUUGCGAAUUCCUCCUCAAGAAGGAUGCUUACGGCGUUCCCUACGGCGGUCCAAGCGGAGUUCCCAACGGAGGUCCAAGCGGCCUUCCGAAUGGCGGUCCGAAUGGUGGUCCGAAUGGUGGCUCCAACAGUGGUUUGAAUGGUGGUUUUAACGGCGGCGUUCCCAGCGGCGUUCCCAGCGGCGUUCCCAGCGGCUUCGCUAACGGACACGCGCCCGACGGCGGAAAAAAGGAGUGGGCGGUGUAUUACAGUCGUGUUUGAUCGUUUCCAAGACAGAAAGAAAAAAUAAUUGGUCGGAAACGUUCAAAAUCGAGCUUACUAGAAAAUAAAUAGGCAUUGUGAUAAGAGUUGCUCCGAUACCGAUACCAGUAUCGAACAUUCCUCCGAUACUGCCUUUUAAGGGUUAGGGUUAGGGUUAGGGUUAACCCUAAAUUCCUCCGAUACUGCCUUUUAAGUAUCUGCGAGAAAGCAAGUCUAUGCGCCGAUCCGAUACAUCACAUGACCAGCUCAUUUACUACAAAGGCAGAGAACAUCACAAUCAGUUUAGCUUAACUACAAGAAUACAAAUGCAUUAUUAGGAGAAAUGUGAAUGAUCUAUUUCUGAAAAGAAGAUUGUCGAUAGUAAGUGACCCGACUAUACAUUGCUGUCACCGUAAGGGAUCCCUUCAAUAAGAACACGUGCUGUUAGUAGUUACGAUGCUAGAUGCUGUAUCAGUUUACACUCAGGAAUCUGAAUCGUUAUCGGGAAGGAAAAAUUGUCAUCGGAAUAUCCCUAAUCGUUGUCAUUAUUCUUUGCAACGUUUGUCCCUUGCAUCUGCAAUCUGUGAAUAUGUCUGUUGAAAUAUCCAUUGAACAACUGAAGACCCACUAGGCCAGCACUGGGCCAUAAAAUCGUCCUAAUUGCCUUUCUGCAUUGUGUUCUGUGGGCCUGCCCAUCAGGGUAUUGGCAGCGACCCGGUCUCCUGAAACACUUAGUGCUGCUCGCUUUGCAGCCUUUUGGAUGCAAUCACUCAUUUCCAAAUGCACAUAAAGUGCCUGCACAAUAUCUUUUACUUUUUAUUCUAUGUGCGUGUAAACAAUGUUUUUGGUGUUCAUUAUAAAGGCUCAACACAUUUAUGAAUAUUGGUGUUUUUAUUCAUAUAUUUUCAUAUUUUCUAAGGAGUACAUGAAUGUGGAUUUCGUUUUUUGAAGGUCAGCUCCCACAAUUGACAUGUUACAUUUUCUUUGUUAUGC
Gadus macrocephalus (Pacific cod) is the source of this 2677-nucleotide messenger RNA. It is a transcript of the gene calhm1b, whose product is annotated as calcium homeostasis modulator protein 1. NCBI's taxonomy places the organism in Eukaryota, Metazoa, Chordata, Actinopteri, Gadiformes, Gadidae. The transcript is spliced from 3 exons. Gene Ontology annotation, molecular function: monoatomic cation channel activity. The record is from RefSeq and is a predicted model, not a curated record. The coding region runs from base 500 to 1705 and encodes 401 amino acids.